Molecule: messenger RNA, 3801 nt
Organism: Closterium sp. NIES-65
Lineage: Eukaryota; Viridiplantae; Streptophyta; Zygnematophyceae; Desmidiales; Closteriaceae
Source: the annotation of a GenBank genome assembly
AUGGCCGGCGGGACUCGUCGAGCUGCAGCGACCAACGUGAUUCUCUUAGAUGACGAAGAUGACGAUGACGAGGAUGACAAUAACGUGGAUGGCGUUGAUGAGGAUGAGAUUGACGUGGUGGAAUGGCGCGGUGGCGUGAAGGAUACGCGAUCGUUGAGGACGAGGCGAGUGGAGAAGCCGUUGGGGAAUGAUAGAGCGGCAAGACGAGCGCCAGGACGGUUGGCUAAGGGAAAGGGGAAGGUCGAGGAGGUAGAGGAGGUAGAGGAGGUGGAGGAGGAGGAUGAGUGCGUGGAAGUAGCAUCAGGCGCGGGACGCGCUAAAAGCAGUCUCGUUACUAAUGGAUGCAGUGCUGCAGGCGCGAAUGCGAAGAGAGGAACGAAGCGGGACCGGGAGGAAAGUGGCGAAGCUUCAAAGCAGCUUCCACCCUUGUCGGGGUUUCAAGCGCAGCGCAUCCGGGCAACGAUGCAAGGCCGUGGGUGUCAGCCCAUGGGCCGGCCGGCAGAUUACGUCCCUUCCCUCCGCGCCGCCGCCCUCCUUCCUCCUCACAACAAAGCACCUCCUUCUCAUCAUGCCACCGCCACCGCCACCGCCACCGCCAGCACCAGCAACAGCAACAGCCAGCAACGUGGUGGUGGUGGUGGUGGUGGUGGUGGUGGUGGUGGUGGUGGUGGUGGUGGUGGUGGUGGUGGUGGUGGUGGUGGUGGUGGUGGUGGUGGUGGUGGUGGUGGUGGUGGUGGUGGUGGUGGUGGUGCCACCUCUUACUCUCUCGCCAACCAAAGGGAGCCACGAAAGCGUGGGGCCGUUGAUGCUGAUCCUGACAUGCUGCAGUGCGAUCUGAGCCGUCGGUCGGCCGGAGCUGCGCGCGACCAUGCGGAUGGCAGCGAAGGGGGGUUGGAUGCACUGUGGCAGGGCCUAGUGAGCGAUGCACCCUUGCACACACGCGGGGAUGCACAUGCACAUGCACCUGAUGCUGCUGCUGCUGAGGGGACUCGUGCAGAGGGUGCUGGAAGUCGAAUGGCUGCUGCUGCUGCUGUUAAAAUCCCCAUGUGCAGAGCCCGUGGUAUUGUUGAUACAAGUGGUAGGGGUGAGAGAGGUGGUGGUGGUUAUGAAGGCACGAAGCGUGGUGGGGUUACCAGUGGUGUGAGUGCAGGGGCAGAACGCCCACGUGUGUGUGACUUGCCGGGUGACGCUCUAUUGGAGAGAGGCUCGGUGGGGGAUGGCAACGGCGGGGAUAGGGUGGCAGGUGCGCCAGCUGCCGGGCAGAGGCAACGGCAGGGAAUUGGUGGUGCUGGAAGUGGAAGUGAAGGGAACGACCAAGGCUGUGAAGGAAGGGGCCAAAGAGAGGUGGGCAGGAGAGGGGGUGGUGUGCGAGGUGGCGUUGUGAGCGGGGGUUCAUUGAGAGCUGGUGGUGGUGUGAGAGGGGGUGGGGAGAGAUGGAAUGGGGAAAUAAACAGUAGUGGGCAUGAUAUGUUUAUGCGGAGCGGGGAGGAGAGUGCAGUGCAUGUGGCGCGCAGGCGUGGUGUGAGUGGGCGCGUGCAGAGCGGCGGGCUGUUGGAGAUGUUUGGCGUGGCGGAGGUGGUGCCGUCGUCCAGUGCUGAGGCUUCUGAGGAUGGGAGUAGUGGGGAGGACGGGGAGGAGGAUGUGGUGGAGGUGGAGGAGGUGGGUGAGGAGGAGGAAGAGGAGCCGGAGGAAGAGAAAGGAGAGGAAGAGGAAGAGGAGGAGGAAGGGGAGGAGGAAGGGGAAGGGAAGGAGGUCAAAAGGGAUGUGAGGGAUGGAAAUAGAGGAGAUAAAAGGAAGGGGGCCAUUGGAGAGGCGAAUGGACGUGGGAGUGGUAAGGGAAGGGACGUGAAGGGAGGUUGCACGGACAAGGAGCGGGCCAUGCAGGAGGAGGCACAGCGGGAAUGGGGGAACUGGGAAGAGAUGCGGCAACAGCAGCCCAAGCAGCAGCGCAAGCAGCAGCAGCAGCACUGCACUGCGUUUCUGCAAGCAUGGGUUGCGCUGGCGCGCACGGCAGAACCUGCUGCCAUCGAUCAGAGUGUGCAGGAGUUCAGGGCGAGGAAACAGCAGCCCACUGUCCUCCCUGCUGCGCCCUCCGCAUCCCUUUCCACUCCUGUGUCCUCUCCUGUGCCGUUUGUGCCUCCCGUGCCCCUCGCAUCUUCCCCGCCUCCUGCUCCUCCCGCUCCUUCUUCUGUUGCUCCUGCUCCUGCUCCUGCUGCUUCUCCGGUUGCUCCUCCCGUUGCUCCUGCUGCUGGUAUCCGUGCUGCUGCUGCUCCUCCUCCUCCUCCUCCUCCUCCUCCUCCUCCUCCUCCUCCUCCUCCUCCUCCUCCUCCUCCUCCUCCUCCUCCUCCUCCUCCUCCUCCUCCUCCUCCUCCUCCUCUGCCUCCUCCUGCUGUCGCCCCACGGGCUGCCACCCCUCCUCCUACGCAGCCAACGCAGAACCGCAGGAGGGCAGCGGCGCUGCUGGCAGCAGCACAGAGGAAGUGGCUGGCGGAGUGCCGGCAGCAGUUUGAGGCGUUUGUGUUCCCAGCCACGGGCACGGACAGCGUGACGGUGCGGUGGGAGGACGUGGAGCGAUUGAAGCCAGAGGAAUUUCUCAACGACACUCUUAUCGACUUCUUCCUCAAGCAUCUGAAGGUGCAGGCCAUGGAGCAGCGCCGCAUUGCCUGCUCCCUUGCUGCUCCUGACCAGGCACUGCCGCAACCACCGCCGCCAACAGCAGCAGCGGCAGCAGCAGCAGCAGCAUCAGCAGGUGCAUCAGCAGCAGAGGCAGUGGUAGCAGCAGGUAAGGGGAGCAGCAGUGCCAAUGGUGCGGGCGAGGGCGGGGAUGGAAGCAAGGCGGCAGCAGUGGCAGUGCGAGACAAGCCCAGCAGCGCCACUGCAGCAGUCGACAUGGCCGCUGCUGGCACCAAAGCAGGUGGUGAGAAGCAGGCAGGUGGGGCGAGGCAGGCAGGUGGGGCGAGGCAGGCAGGUGGGGCGAGGCAGGCAGGUGGGGCGAGGCAGGCAGGUGGGGCGAGGCAGGCAGGUGGGGCGAGGCAGGCAGGUGGGGCGAGGCAGCCGCCCCCCUCAGUGCAUUUCUUCAACAGCUUUUUCUUCAAGAUGCUCAUUGGCGGGGAAAAGGACGACCCAUUCCUUCCUCCCCCCCGUGCCUCUGCUGCUGCCGCCACCCGAGCCGCUGCUGAUGCUGCUGCUGCAGCGGUGGAGGCAGCGAGGAGGGAGAGAGGGGGGGAGGAGGAGGGGAAGGCGGCGCACUGGCGGGUGCGCAAGUGGACCAAGGGGGUCAACCUCUUCGCCUGUGAUUUCGUCCUCAUCCCCGUCAACCUCAGCCCCUUCCCUCCUCCCCACGCCCCAGUAUCGCCCAAACCUCCUCUUUCUCUGCAGCGUGCCUCUGUCGCCGCAGCUCCCUCAUCCCCAUCCCCUCCCUGUGGCCCUCCUCCCACUCCCCCCUCCCCCUCUCACCACCCUGCUGCAUCCCCCGCGCAUGAGGCAGCGCCAUGCAUUGUGCACUUGGACUCGCUGCCUGGGCUGCACCUGGACGUGGAGGAGGCCGUGCGCACGUACCUACAGGAGGAGUACCUCGUGCGCCACAAGGCGCCCCUCACGCCAUCGCUCAGAAAGGCCUUCAUCCGCCUGCCUGUGUUUCGUCCCAAGGUCCCCCAACAGCCGAAUCUGAGUGACUGCGGGGUUUUCCUGUUGCUCUACGCACAGGAGCUGCUUUCCCACAUGCCGCUCACUGUCUGUCGCGCGCCUGCCUGCGAUCAGUGCAAGCAAGUGGUGAGUGCGCACGGUGUGCUUUCUGCAUAG